Lingula anatina is the source of this 360-nucleotide messenger RNA. RefSeq lists its product as uncharacterized. Lineage: Eukaryota; Metazoa; Brachiopoda; Lingulata; Lingulida; Lingulidae. The record is from RefSeq and is a predicted model, not a curated record.
GACAAUUCGUGCAGCUUCACUGUCAUCAUGCGUAUAAUUUCCACUCGGGCUCAGACCAUUGGUGGGUGUCUCGGCAAGGAUGGAAUAUGACCAACUGGGGUGGGGCUCCGACCAACAGCUCCCAGUGCGCAUGCGGCGUGCAAGGCCGGUGUGAUAAAUCAGGAAGGGAUUGUAACUGCAACAUAAAUGAUUAUGAAUGGCGAAGCGACGAGGGGUACCUGGACGAUAAGCGCUAUCUACCAGUGAAACAAGUGUCAGUCAGAGACGUGGAUGGUGAAGAAGAGAUAGCAUCCUUAAUGGUGAAACCGAUGGAAUGCUAUGGGGUUUUUCAGAAAAGAAAGUAUGUAUAGCAUUUCCGAG